Messenger RNA from Python bivittatus (Burmese python), 1176 nucleotides. RefSeq names its product DNA excision repair protein ERCC-6-like. Lineage: Eukaryota; Metazoa; Chordata; Lepidosauria; Squamata; Pythonidae. The record is from RefSeq and is a predicted model, not a curated record. Gene Ontology annotation, molecular function: DNA translocase activity; ATP binding.
AAUCUCAAGGAACUGUGGGCUCUCUUUGACUUUGCUUGUCAAGGUUCACUUUUAGGUACAGUCAAAACCUUCCAGAUGGAAUAUGAGAAUCCUAUCACAAAAGCUAGGGCGAAAGACGCCAGUCCUGGAGAGAAAGCUCUGGGACUUAAAAUCUCAGAAAACCUGAUGUCCAUUAUUAAGCCAUAUUUUCUGAGACGGACUAAAGAUGAGAUACAGAAGCAAAAUAAGUCUGAACUUCCAAGUCAUCUUCCUGGAGACCAAAGUAAAGAUGUUGCUCCUACUAUGCCUUCUCUUCCUCAAAAAAAGGACUUUAUUGUAUGGGUGUUCUUAGCACCUGUACAAGAGGAAAUAUAUAGGAAUUUUCUAACUUUGGAUCAUAUCAAGGAGUUGUUGAUAUCUAAAAGGUCCCCCCUGGCUGAACUGAAUAUCCUGAAGAAGCUCUGUGAUCACCCACGGCUCCUGUCAGCUCGCGCAUGCGGUCACCUUGGGCUGGAAGCAUCCAGUUAUAGUGAAAAGGAAGUUGGUGAAAAUGAACCUAGUGAGCUUCCAGACAUGAAGAGAAACAUUGGGCAUAUUUCUGACGAGAGGCUGCUUCAGGAGUCUGGAAAGCUGGGUUUCCUUGUGGCGCUGCUGGAAAGACUGAGAGACGAGGGACAUAGAACCCUGGUGUUUUCCCAGUCACGAAAAAUGUUGGAUGUUAUAGAGCGCAUCUUAACUCACAGGCACUUUAAGCUUAUGCGCAUUGAUGGGACAGUGACCCAUUUGACAGAGCGAGAGAAGAGAAUUGGCGUGUUUCAGAAAGAUCGAGACUACUCUGUCUUUUUGCUUACUACUCAGGUUGGUGGGAUUGGUUUAACCUUGACAGCUGCUAGCCGAGUGGUGAUUUUUGAUCCUAGCUGGAAUCCAGCUACAGAUGCUCAAGCUGUGGACCGAGCUUACAGGAUCGGCCAAAAAGAGAAUGUCAUAAUCUACCGGUUGAUUACCUGUGAGUUAGUGGAAGAGAAGAUCUAUAGAAGACAAGUCUUCAAAGAUUCCUUAAUACGUCAAAGCACAGGAGACAAGAAAAAUCCCUAUCGUUAUUUCACUAUGCAAGAGAUAAGAGAGUUGUUCAUCUUAGAAGACACACGAAGCUCAGCAAUCUCCCCACCGUUUAACCAUAUAUGGAUGGUGGUUUGA